GAGUGGUCUUCCUGUCGGCUUAUCUCAAGGACGGUGAAGGUUACGGACCGUGCAAUGCCGAGCUGGUGUGGGAGAUCAUCGAGUACCUGUCAGUGCUCAACGGCAUGCAGAUUCCGUGGAUCAUCGGCGCCGAUUUCAACAUGCCGCUCACCGCCCUGGACCAGUCCGACUGGAUUGCGGCGGCUGGAGGACUGGCUUUCGUGUCUGAGGCGCCCACUUGCAGGCAGGUUUCACCAGGCACGCACAUAGAUUAUUUCAUUUGCAGCAGCUGGCUGGCGCCAAAGCUUGACCCCUGCACGUGCGUUUUGGAGGCGGCCACCACAUACCCUCACCUCCCCGUCCAGCUGACUUUGAGGGCUCGGGAGACGCCCGUGUGGGCUCGGGUUGCCAAGGUCCCGAAAGCUUUCCCGUCGACCCCUCCCAUCGGCUGUGCUAGGUGGGGCCGUGUUGGCGUUGCCGCCGAGGCCUACGUGGGCCGCAGUGGGCCUCUUGAGGAGUUCAGUCGGUUCAUGGCCAACGUUGCCCGCUGUAAAAAAGUGCUUGGUUGCCUUGACUCUGACGUGCGUGAUUUCUUCAAUGGCGGCUUCGCCGUCCUUGCACGUCCCGACGUUGCCAGUAUGCUUACGAAGAUCUACAUUCGGGCGAAGUCUGCCAUCGCCCGCGCGGAGAAUGCAGCGUCCCAGGCCUGGAGGCAAUGGGCCAGGGAUGCUUUCUCUGCUGGCGCCUCGAAGGCUCACAG
This is a messenger RNA of Prorocentrum cordatum, 739 nucleotides long. Lineage: Eukaryota; Dinophyceae; Prorocentrales; Prorocentraceae. The record is from the annotation of a GenBank genome assembly.